Molecule: messenger RNA, 1677 nt
Organism: Funneliformis geosporum
Lineage: Eukaryota; Fungi; Glomeromycota; Glomeromycetes; Glomerales; Glomeraceae
Source: the annotation of a GenBank genome assembly
AUGUCUAACGAAAGAGAAAAACGAGCAAGACUAAGUCAUGCAUGUGAUCGAUGCAGAAAAAGACACGUUAAAUGCGAUGGAGACUACCCAAUCUGUGGUAAUUGUAAAUCUGUUAACGGUGAAUGUAGUUAUAGUCAUCCUGGAAGUAAACGUGGAUAUGUCGAAACAAUUGAUGACAGGUUGAAUAAGAUUGAGCAAGUGUUGUCAAAGUAUCUUGAGGGGGUAGACACUCAACAACAAUUUAGUAAAGUUUCUGUAACAAAAAAUAUUCUCGAUGAUCCUGAAUUAGAUGUACAUGAUAUCGUUAAUAUGGCAAAAUCUUUAAGAAUAAAAGAAGGUCCUGAUACUAAACAGGUAUUAUCUGAUUCACUGUCACCAACAACAUUGAAAUCAAAUACUAGAUACGUUACUCCAAAGAAAAAAGAGGUAUCAGAUGUCAGAUUAGAUUUAAACCUUUCAUCUAAAGGUUCUAUGGAAGAUUUACAAAGUUCCUCAAAGGACUCGAAGAAAAUUCAAAUUUUGGAACCACCACUUCCAAAAGUGUACAAAGGCUCAAAGGAAUUACCACAAAAAGAUUUAUAUGAUCAUUUGAUACAAACGUAUUUUAAUAAUGGAUAUUCAUCCAGAGGUCCAAUUAUACAUAAACCUACUUUCAUUAAGCAGUUGAGAGAUAAAAAUAAUCAGCCUUCAUUAUUGCUUUUAAAUGCCAUAUUUGCGGUUGCUAGUAUCUUUUCUGAUGAUAAGAGAACUCGAACUGAUCCAGAUGAUCCAGGGACGGCCGGUGACAUUUUUUGGAUCCGUGCUUUAUCGUUGUUGGAUGAUUUUAUGGACAGGGGACGUCUUUCAACCGUUCAGAUUGAAGAUGAUGGAGAUGAAGCUCAGGAUGUUGUGAAUUAUAUGCACUAUUCCAAAUUAAUGAAAAUUUAUGGAAAUGUAUUACAGUCAAAAUCAUAUUUUUCACAACCAGGCGCAUUAAGGAAUACUUUACCUGCUAUCGAUGCAGCCUUGAACUCAUGGAUAUUAGCAUUGCCUCCGCAUUUACAAUAUAACCCUCCAUCUCUUGGUUAUCCUGAUCCAGACUCUAUAUCGGUAUUUUGUUCAUAUUUGAAUCAAAUGUACAACACAGUAGUAAUUUCACUUCAUCGACCUUAUAUAGAUUCGGAUGAAUACCCAAAUUUUGAUUCCCGUGAUAUAUGUAACAAAGCUGCGAUAAAUAUCACAAUACUUUCAAAUUAUAUACCGGUUGAUUCUCAAGGAAUAUAUUAUACGUUCAGCGCGUCUGCAUAUUGUUUAGUACAAUCAGCGACAAUGCACGCUUUGAAUGUUGGAGAUCCUGAUUAUUCUCGUAUUGGACAAAAAUAUAUGGAAAAAUCACUCGAGUCUCUUCGAAAAAUUGCCAAGGGAGUAAGAUUGGGACAAGGCCAUUGUGGUGUGGAUGAUGCUAUAAAUAUGCUGGAAUAUCUUUAUCAGGAUUCUGCAGAUGGUAAUUCAAUUAAGUCGACUUCACUUUCCGUUAUUAAAACUGAGAAAUCUCCAAUUUUAUUAAAUCGAACACAACAACAACAACCGUCUUCUACUUCUUCAUCCCUAGGACCACGUAAACCUUUAAGUAUCGAAGUACCAACAUCUUCAUUAUCAGCGACAACAGACCCAUCAAAACAUGCAGGCACACGUUAG